CAUUGAUUUUUGUUCAAAGUAGCAACUAGCAAGUGAAGAAUAGGAUACUUAAUUGUCGUAUGAGAUGGAGGGCUAAAUUGGCGUAUGAGAUGGAGGGCUUCACGCCAGGUGGCAAAUUAACUUCUCAGACUACCCCUUUUUUCAGUUCCCACCUUUCCACUUUCCAUACGUUUCCGCCUCCGUUCGUUUCUUAGACUUGGACGACCACGGUUGCGGCCCUAGCAGGGGAAUCGCGCUGGGGAUUUGCCACUGGGGGUCUAGCGCAGCAUGGAUGGAAGGGGAAUCCCUGACCAAUGUAGCUCCUGGUUAGAAUCGAGGAACCAUAGAGUUGGAUCAAUCCCAAUAGGUGGUUCGGGGAGAGUCUUGCGUAUUCUUGAAGCAGAGGAGCGAUGAACAAACAGCCAAGGCAGGACAGAUGCAGCUCCAGCGCAACUUCUUCUCCUUCAAUUUUGAAGUUCAAAUUAUAAUUUAGGGUUCCACUAAUUAUUUAUUUGCUUUGUUUCAUUUCUGUUGGGAGUUUUGAUUAAUUGAUUCGAGUUGCUUUCUCCUCCCCUGUAGCAUUUGAUUGGUCAAUUUCUAGCAAUUUAUUUUCAUUGUUCAUUUUGGUAUUUGUUUGUGUAGGGUGUUAUUCUAGGCGUCCCUGCAGAGGUAACCAAAGGAGAAGCUGUCACGAUUGGUAUCCCUUCUGUGAGCUUGGUUUAUAUUUCACUAUUUGUCAUAUGUUUGGUCUAUCUUCUUGUUCAUUAAGAUUUAAAUGAUUGAUAUUUCCUUAACUUAUUUAUGAAAUCCCAUUUGUGAAAUAUCUUCUUUGAUUCAUAUCUUUAUAACUUAUUGUGAUUGUAUUUUAUAUUAUUUGAAGACGAGUGUUACCUUAGAUCAAAACAGUGUUAUUUGAAGGGUAGUGUUGCUACUACCAUGGAUAAUCGCUCUUAGGCUGCUACUAUAUUCGAACAAUUCAUCUAUAAGAGCAUUUCUGCUUUUGUUCCAACAACUCAUUUGAUUAGUCCUCAGGUUGUUUUAGUUGGCAUUGUCAAUGCUCCCAAGUUCCUUCUUCCUCCUAAGAAAAACAUUACACCUGGCUUCUUACUUGGCGCAUGAUGUGGAGGAUGGCUCUCAAAAGGUUGGUCUUCCCGAGCCUUACACCUUGGGGUAUAACACAACUCAGACGCUUUCUCUCUCCCAGGGGAAUACUGGAAUAACAACUUUAACGCAACUCAGACGCAAGGAGAAUUGCAAAAUCAGUGACUCAAUCUGUUAACGUAGCUCCAUGUUAGAAUUGAAGAACCACAUAUCUGGAUCAACGCCAACAGUUGGUCGGCCAGUGUAGCUCUGAACGAAGGCGGAUGAACGGCAACGGCCAAGGUCAUACUGACGCUGCUCCAGGUUUUUCAAGGAUAAUAUUUACUGAAUUGCCACCACGUAGGGCGUUUAAAGAGAGUUGUGCAUGCAAAGAGGCUCUGCCGUUUCUGUUGCCCCUUUCUUCCACCUUCCAUCCUUUUUCUUCUUCCAAUUUUAGUAGACAUCCAUCUGAAAUCUAUUUGUUGCAAGCUAACUUGAAAAACUUGAAAUCCAUGGAGCACAUCAAAAGCAAGCAACCUUGAUGUAGUUGGAGUCCAUCUAUCUCGAUUCCAUUAACGUCUUUCCUAAAGCUGAAAUUACAGCGGAUCCCUACUUCAAUCAGAGUAGUACGAAGGGGGGAAUCAACAGACUGUCGUUUAUGUUUCUCUUCUUUCCGAUUAGCUUCUCUCUUGUUCCAUCAUUCGGAAACUAAUGCCCGGAAAUGACCAGCGACAAACCAUCCAUCCCCAUGUCAUUCAAGACAACUCUCGCCCACAUUUUAUAGGAGAUGCAUCUUCCAAGGGCAAGCUACACCACCGAGAACCGAGCCAAGGAGGAUAAUAUUGUGUUUGGAAGGACCUUCAUCCUCAUGCGUCGGUGUUUAACCAUCCUAUGAGACGGUCUGACCAUUCUGCUCUUCUUCUGAUGACAUCGAAGCCUAGCUACCCUGUAAGGCGGGUUCGGCGUUUUAUGUUUGAAAAUGCAUGGCUUCGUGACCCAGGUUACAAGGAAGCGUUGAGAUCGGCUUGGGGUUCACCAGGGGAGCUACCGUUUUUGGAGAAAUUGUCCCGCUGUGGCCAGCGUCUUCUUGCAUGGGGAGGUGACCGUUUUCAAAAAUUUGGACGUCGAAUUCAGGUUCUCAAAAGGCGAGUGGAGGAGUUACGGGGCAGGCAUGACGAAGGGGGGGUGCGAGAGUUUUGUGAAGCUGACAAAGAGCUUGGUUCUCUCUUAGACCAAGAGGACUCAUAUUGGAGGCAAAGAGCGAAGCAGCAUUGGCUUCAGUCGGGUGAUGCUAAUACUCGGUACUUCCACCAAUAUGCAUCACAUCGAAGGAAGAAAAAUCAUAUUUUGAAACUUAAGGAUGGGACAGGCAUUUGGCGUGAAGGUUUGGAGUUGUCAGGGGUUGUGUGCCAGUACUAUGAGGAGCUCUUUCAAUCAAAAGGUGUUGAGGAGUCUGACUUCUUUAGCUCGAUCUCACCUCGGGUUUCAAAUUCUCAAAACCAUGAGCUUCUUCGUCCCUUUAGUGCAGAGGAGAUAAAGGCUGCUCUUUUUGCAAUGCAACCAGAUAAAUCCCCAGGUCCAGACGGGAUGAAUCCUGGCUUUUUCCAAAAGUCUUGGGAUCUGGUCGGAGAGGAGGUUUCAACAUUUGUGCUGUCUUGUCUGCAUCAUGGAAAGCUCCCUGAAGGUGUUAACGACACAACAUUAGUUUUAAUCCCUAAGAAGAGUGCUCCUGAGGUAGUUGCUGAUUUGAGACCCAUUGCUGGUUGGGUUGGCCUAAAACUUGAUAUGGCCAAGGCCUAUGAUCAGGCGGGGGAAGUUAAACGUUGCCUUGCUGAAUAUGAAAGAAUUUCGGGGAGAUGCUCUCUUCUUUUUUCGGGGUUUCGGAGAUGGAUAAUUUUGCAACUUCAUAGUUUCAAUGUAGCAAUGCUGGGGAAGCAAGGGUGGAGGCUUCUUACCCAACCUGAUGCGCUCGUUUCUCGUGUGUUCAAAGCAAGGGAUCCAGCUACCGGAGGCUGGAACGAGUCGCUGUUACAUUCCUAUUUCAAUGCUAGAGAUGUUAUGGAGAUCCUGCGUGUGCCUUCUUGCCCUUCUCGUGAGGAUCUGUGGUUCUGGUCAAGGUCUCCUCAUGGGCACUACUCCGUUAAAGAUGGCUACCGUUUGCUUCAGGGGGAGGUUGUUGCUGAGCCUACUGGUUUUUCAGCCUGGAAUAAGCUUUGGCGCAUUCCGGUAGAAACUAAGGUAAAAGUGGUUAUUUGGCGGGCUCUUCGGGGUAUUUUACCAACUAUCUCAUCUCUCAAUUCUAAAGGGAUGGAACUGGACAACUUAUGCCCAGUAUGUGGGGAAGAGGGGGAAUCAAUUGAUCACAUUUUUGUUCUAUGUCCUUAUGCAUCGGCUAUUUGGGAAGGGAUUGGAGUUCAGGUUUCAACAGUAGCCACAGGCUCUUUUAUACAUUUUUUUGAAGGGCUUAUUGGUUCAAGGUCUUUGGGAGAGCUUAAAGUUAUUGCAUAUGCAGUUUGGGCUUUGUGGAAGACUCGUAAUGCAGCAGUUUGGGAUGGAAGGGUUUCGUUGCCGGCGGUAACUAUUCGGUUGAUUAAGUCACUGGUUGAACGUUGGCCGGACAGCCGUUUGGGGCAGCAAUUGACUCUGCCGUCUUGUACUAUUCUAGGACAGCAAAGUUCAGGGCAGGUGCGACAUUGCUUUGUUGAUGCCGCUUUGUUUCCUCAGGUCGGAGAGGUAGGAUUCGGUGCUGUUCUUCUUGAUCCAGGUGGUAGGUUUGUGAAAGCAUGUAACGGUACUAUUCCGUGUUCUCAAGAUCCCCUUCUAGCAGAAGCAAUUGCGGUUAGAGAGGCUUUGGCUUGGUUAAAGAGAGAGGCAUGCUUGGAGGUGCAGCUUUUUUCAGAUAGCUGGAUGGUGGUGAUUGGUGAAUGCCAUCAACCACGCCACCGAUUCUCGCUCGUACUUUGGUUCGGUUAUUGAGGAGUGUAGGCUAUUUUUAUCUUUUUUUCGUUCAAUUUGUAUCUCUCAUGUUUGUCGAGAUCUGAAUGGUGUUGCUCAUGUGUUAGCCCGUCGAGCGGUUGCUCAACGUGGGGUUUGGGAAUCUGUUCCUCCAGACUUUAUUGUUUCUCAUUUUAAUUAAUGUGAUUUAUUUCC
Molecule: messenger RNA, 4209 nt
Organism: Cuscuta campestris
Lineage: Eukaryota; Viridiplantae; Streptophyta; Magnoliopsida; Solanales; Convolvulaceae
Source: the annotation of a GenBank genome assembly